AUCAAAACUGAAAAAAUAUCAGCGAAUAAAUCCCAUAUAUAAUAUAACAUUUUUGUGGCCACUUUUUUUCAAGAAUUCAUGCACGAUUGGAAUGUGUGCAGAAAUUACACCACUGUCCAUACCGUGUCUUUAUAUAGUAAUCAUUCUAGCUAUCCACAGCACAACUACUCCUAAGGCAGAAAGCCAAAGCAAAGGAGACCCUCUCUACCCCUUUCAUAAUGGGUUAUGAUGUUGGGAUUUUCAUGGUAGCUUUGACAGUACUUGUCGUUUCAAAGAUUUGGCGACUAGUAAAGAUUUCAAUCUGGAAACCAUAUGCCUUGACUAGAAGCUUCCGAAGACAAGGAGUAAGUGGGCCACCUUACUAUCUCUUCUCUGGAUCUCUAAACGACUGGAAAAGGUUGAAGAUGGAUGCCACUCAAACUGUUUUGGAUACAAACUCAAACGACAUCACUCCCAGAGUUUUGCCUCACUACCACAAAUGGUGCCAGCAAUAUGGAGAAACAAUUCUUUAUUGGUACGGAACAAGACCGGUAGUUUGCAUUGCUGACCCUGAACUGACCAAGCAAGUACUGUCAAAUAAAUUUGGUUUCUAUGUGAAACCCAAGUGUAGUCCUGCAAUAGAAGCAUUGACAGGAAAAGGAGUAGCUAUCGUCAAUGGCCAGGAAUGGGUUACGCGUAGAAGGAUUGUCAAUCCAGCUUUCUCAGUCGAUAAGCUUAAGGUUAUGGUGAAGAGAAUGGCACCAUGUAUUGUAUCCAUGCUUGAUGAAUGGAGAAACCAGGUUAAUGCAGCUGAGGAUCAAAGUAAGACGAUAGAAAUCAACGAGGAAUUUCGAAAGCUCACUUCAGAUAUUAUAGCCCAUACUGCGUUUGGUAGUAGCUAUUCUCGAGGGAAAGAAGCCUUUGAAGCACAAAAUGAGCUUCAACAUUAUUGUGCAGCUUCAGUUCUUGAUGUUUUGGUUCCUGGCAGCCAUUAUCUCCCAACUGCAUCGAACCGUCAGCUAUGGAAGUUAGAUAGAAAAAUAAGGAAUUCUCUGAGGCAAAUUAUAAAGAGCAGGCUGGAUUCUGCCAGUUCAGACUGCAAUUAUGGAGAUGAUCUACUUGGUUUGAUGAUAGAAGCAUCAGAAACGGAUCAAAACAAAGAUGGCUUAAAGUUAAACAUGGAUGAUAUUGUGGAGGAGUGCAAAACAUUCUUUUUUGCAGGACAUGAAACCUCCUCCAAUGUGCUAACUUGGACUAUCUUCUUAUUAAGCAUACAUCAAGACUGGCAAACAAAACUCAGACAAGAGGUUUUAGAAGAAUGCGGGUCAAAAAUUCCUGAUUCAGACAUGUUAGCCAGAUUAAAAUUGGUACACAUGGUUCUGCUAGAGGUCUUAAGGCUAUACUGUCCAGUAGUAGAAACGUUCAGAGAAGCAACAAAAGACAUGAAAUUGGGGGAUUUGAUGAUUCCGAAGGAAUCGUGGGUAUGCAUUCCCAUUACAGAACUCCACAGAAGCAAAAAAUACUGGGGGCAGGAUGCAAACGAGUUUAAUCCAAGUAGGUUUGCGAAUGGGAUCUCUAAGGCUGCAAAACACCCAAAUGCUUUUAUUGCCUUUGGAAUGGGUCCAAGAACUUGUGUUGGUCAGAAUUUCGCUAUGCUAGAAGUAAAAACUGUUAUUGCUAUGAUUUUGCAGAGGUUUUCCUUCUCCAUCUCCCCUGACUACAAACAUGCACCAAUAGACAACAUAGCUCUGCAGCCACAAUUUGGCAUCCCCAUCAUAUUCAAGACUUCGCCUUCCGGGAACAUAUAGCUGCUCUAAAAUGGCAUAUUGUCCACUAGAAUAAUUCUCGCCUCUACUCUCUGUGCAAGGCAAGAAUCUUUAUCACUGGUCAAGGAUCCCUUCAUGCAUUAUCCUACAUAUCAAGAAAAAUCUAUUCUGGCUUCAAAAGAUGUGAUGUUUGGAUGAAAAAAAUAACAAUAUUACUAUCUCGCUAAUUUAAAUCAAUGCUGUGUUCUCCCAA
This is a messenger RNA of Jatropha curcas, 1998 nucleotides long. Its product is annotated as cytochrome P450 709B2. Gene Ontology annotation, molecular function: heme binding; iron ion binding; monooxygenase activity. The record is from RefSeq and is a predicted model, not a curated record. NCBI's taxonomy places the organism in Eukaryota, Viridiplantae, Streptophyta, Magnoliopsida, Malpighiales, Euphorbiaceae.